Rotaria socialis is the source of this 300-nucleotide messenger RNA. The record is from the annotation of a GenBank genome assembly. Lineage: Eukaryota; Metazoa; Rotifera; Eurotatoria; Philodinida; Philodinidae.
AUGACCGAAUCAUUUCAACAAUAUAUAAAAAUUCGUACGUUUUUGGGUUAUCGUCCAAAAGAAAUUCUUGUCGAACUACAAAAUGCAUUUGGCGAUGAAGCACCGAACUAUGCCAAUGUACAACGUUGGUCGAAGCGUUUUCGUGAUGCUAUGGAUACUCCAUUAGGAAGUCCACUUACUUCGCAAUUGAAUUUGGAAACACAAGAAACCCAAUCUGAUCGACAAUUAGACAGUUCCGAUCCCAAUGACGAUAAUGAUAAUAACAAUACAAACGCUUUAAACUCAAAUAAACAAAAAUAG